This is a messenger RNA of Acyrthosiphon pisum (pea aphid), 6825 nucleotides long. RefSeq lists its product as uncharacterized. Bases 6442 to 6789 code for a protein of 115 amino acids. The transcript has 2 exons. NCBI's taxonomy places the organism in Eukaryota, Metazoa, Arthropoda, Insecta, Hemiptera, Aphididae. The record is from RefSeq and is a predicted model, not a curated record.
CAUAGUUUAAUUGAUGUAGUAUAUACUUUAGAAUUUUAUCUAGUACAUUUAUUAAUCACCAUAAAACAAAUGUUUUUUAUAAGUAAAUUAUUUGAUUGUGUUUGUGUGAUGUACAUACAUGGCAGAAUACAUACAAUUUAAAUGUGUUCAGUUUAUAUGGUUCAAACCAUAUUGUUUGCUCUGAUUUCAUAGAUUUCAUGUAAUAACAACUGUGUCCGUUAACGGACACUGUUUGUAUUUUAUUGUGUUAUAAAUGUAGGUACACAGUCAAUGCAGUUGUUAUAAUAUGUAUUGAGUAUUACAUUUACACUUGUGGCAAUGCUAUUUUCAUAGGGUUUACUAUACACUAUUAAAGCGAGAAAUAAAAUCUUCAGGGUUUGUACUGAAUGCAAAUACUCAUAAUUAAAAACCGAAGCCAAAAAACAACACUGGCCCAAAGCAAGCGUGUUUUUUCUUCUUCUAAGAAUCCUGACAAGUUUAUUUUAUGCACAUUAUUAUUACAUUAUUAUUUAUACAUCACACGCGUCUUUCCCGCUACACGGCAUUGAGUGUUUUAACGUCAUAUUCGAUUUCAUUUGGUUAAUGCCAUUACGGCGACUACAUUAUAUAGCAGUGUGUAUGCAUCGCGACGAGUGUAUAUCAUUUUUCUAACAACCUGUUAUUUCACGUUAACUGAGUCGGAUCCUUAAUUUUUUUAUAUUGCGACGCAAAUAGUGUCCUAAUCUGUGCCCGGCUCAUGCGUGCUCGUGUUUCAUCAUUCCGUUACCUACUAUAUUUAUUAUAACACUAUAAAUUAUAUUAUUGUGUUGCACUAUAUUGCCAGACGAUUAUGCGGACUAUGUAUAUGAAAUGCGUUGUACCUACAUAAUAUAAGUGCCUCCGUUGCCGUUGUACUGUAUAAUGCUGCUUAUGUGUAUGCUAGAAUUCCCGUUACGUGCUAGUCGUGCGAACGUGUUCCAAGAGCGCGUUCGUGUUCUUCGCGGCCGUGACGAUUUUUUUCAUUGUUUGCUUAUCGAAGUAAUAAUAAAAUAAUAAUAAUAAAAAACCAAGCGACAAAAGAUCCCUUUUAUUCCGUUUAUUUUUUCCGUUAAAAAUGAAAUAGUGAUGGGCUUGCGUCAAAAACGUUCAGCGUCGCGUAAUGGAAAAUUUAUAUAUACGCCAUAUGAUGGCAUACCUACAUCGCUGUGACGUGUACCUUGUAUAUUGCAUGUACACGUAUGCAGGUACUCGUAUUCGUGUAUACAUAUAUGGGAUUCAUGGAUGACGGAUUGGUGGUUUGUUUAUUUAUUUCCCUUUGAUCUGUCGUCAGGUUGUACCGCAUAACACUACACGAAAGGGAUGUAUAUGUUUUUAGACUAGAUCCGGUUUCAGUUCUCGUGGACACUUAAUUAUAUUUGUCGUAUAAUAUACACAACAUAUUUCAUCUUGCCUAUGUGUUUACAGGGAAACCAGCGGGUUGUAGUAUUAUGUGGGUAUCACUUCAGUUAUGCGUUAGGAAUUCGGGGGGGGGGAUAAAUUCCCCUGUAAAACGGAUUGUCGAAUAAUCGCUCAAUUUUGAAACAGUAUUAUUUAAUGUGUGCAUAACAAAAUUAUUAAACACUAAAUUAUUGGCCUAGAAAAAAAUGACUGUCUUAGUCGUCUUAUAAUCCUAGCAAUUAAGUAGUUUUUUGUCGUUAUUAUCAUAAUACCUACGCCUUUAUUUAUAAUAAUGUUUUUGUAUUUUCAAUUUUGUAUGUUUGCUAUAUUUGCUAUAUUUGGUUCAAAAUUGUAUUUAAUACAGCUAGUUAGCUUGUGUAUAAUGACUAAUAAUAAGCUUUAUGAUUCAGAACUCCUAAUCUGAUACUGAUUGUCUGCAUAUUACCAUUACAUAUAUAUAUAUGUGUCUUUUAAUCAGUGAAUAUUUUAUCUGCGUACCCAUUGUUUUCCAGUGCAUGCGUAAACGUCAUGUCAUUGUGACUAUAGGGUUUUAAAAGUAGACGAAUAUUCGCUUUGAUAAAUAGCAAAUUGAAAAAUACAGUGAUGUAAAAAGAUUCGUAAAACAAACUGCGAGUAUAUUAUGAUAAACGUUUUCCAUGUACGCAUGAAUCCUGUUUUUUGUUAACUGAGAGUUACAAUAACGAUACACAAUAUUUUUUUGAUGUCCGUACUAUCUAUCCCUCUGCGGUUAUCCCGUAGUUUCGUAACCCUUGAAACAACAUUACACAUUACCAAAACAAAAAAAAAAACUAAAAAAAUUUAAAUUAUUACUACCGGUCAUUAAUUUUUGUUUUAAAACUAUCACGGAAAACCACGCAGUGUUGGAUCGUCGUCAUCAUCCACGUGACUUGACCCCGCUAUAAUUCACUGACAUUCAUGUACUUUGCGUGCGUGUGUGUGACGCACGCCCUCCGCUGCAAUGUUGUUUACUGCCUUCCCGGUUCAGCUUUUUCCACCGUCCGUCGACGCGUUGCAUCGCUAUAAAUUUCGUUUGCUGGACCUCGCGAUGCGACGAUUUGUCUCCCCCGUUGAAAACUCAACUGCGGAUUUUGCCGCCUGCACUGUGAAAACGACGAUCACGGUACUCCGAGACCGUCGGUGUCUGCUGUGCUGGCCUCUGACUUACUUCUAUACGCAACCGAUCUAUUUUGAGUGGAUAUUAUAUAAUAUUAUGUAUAUACGUAUUGAAAAACAUCACGCUGUUCGUGACCGACGACUUUGUAGUGGUAGUAGUAGUAGCUCUGGGUGCGUGGGUCGGUGGGUGGAAGGCUGCGACGAGAAAAAACGUUUAAAAAGCAUUGGCAAUUCGUGCGCGCGGCGGCGCCGACACACAACAAUCGGCCGUGCACAAUAUUCACGUCAAACGCCGCCACCGGUCGUCUAUAUUUACGUUGCCAUAAGCCUUACGUGAUAGAAUAUUUAAAGACAUUUACGCCGGAUAUGUGUACCUAUGUUUGUUGUGGGCACAUUGCGUUUAAUGUUGGAAUAUUUUUCAGAUUUUAUUUUGCUCGGGUAGGUAAAUUGUUAUCGCUGAACGCGUAAAAUCUGUCUCGAUUUAUUUUUGCCCCGAAAUCUCCGUCAACCCCAUUGCACGCUCUAGAGGGAAUGCACCUCCGUUGCUUGCGACGUGCGAACGUAUAUCGAUGUCCGUUUGUUAUUGUUCAAUUGUGUAUCUGCUUUGUUCUUUUAUUCGGAAGUGUGUCUGUGAUGUGAUUAUAAUGUCGUUGGUAGUGGUUAAGGGGGAGAGGGUGGGGAGGGAUGAGUUGGAGGUGAAAUACAUUUUACGUUGUUCCGGGACAUAACACUCAGAGUGCUUUUCGCACGGAUGACUGGUAAACGAUAUUUGCUUCGAACCGUUGACCUCAAGUACUUCGUAUAAAAAAAUAAAUAAAUAUAAAGGAAAACCUAUUAAUUAAUAUCUCAUUUCGUCAUGUGAGUUCGUUCACUAGAUGCAAUAAUAUAGACAGUUUUCUGUGUUAAAUUAAUCUAAAGAAACUAAAAAUAAUAAUCGAUCACGGUAUUUAAACAUUAUCGUCAUACCAUAUUAUAGUCUUUGUGGAUUCCGGGUAGAAGAAGUGAGGCUGUGUGUAACGACGAGCGCGUGUAUUUAACAUUAUAACAUUAUAUUCGUAUGAAUCUAGUUAAACUCGUCUGGCGUUCACAACAAAUAAAGUACAAUAAAAAAGUGCCAUGGACAAAGUGUUAACUAUGCAGACAUUGGGUAUUACGUGGGUGGACAUUUUGGUAGUAUCUAUAGUCUAUUCAUAUACCGGAUAUAAUAUUAAAUUAUUUUCAUUUUUCAAUUUAUUUGGCGAAGAAAAGUAUUUUUUCUCCUUCGCAAAAUAUAGUUAGCACGUUGUUAAUAAGAUUUUAUUUCAUUCGGUGUAAACAAUGUAACUCGACGUACGAUAAUUGUUAUUUUAUUCAUUAAAACUUCGUCAUCUCCUGUUUCGUAUUAUAAUUUUCAUGAGGUUUGCUGGUUGUUGUUUCACUUACUUGUAUAAGACGUCCGAGGAUUAAAAAUAAAUACGUUUGUAUAGUGUAUGCACGGGAAGUAGGUAUUCAAAAUUAUUUAAGUACUUAGAAAUUUAAAUUAUUUAUAUUCUAAAACUAUAAAUGCCGGAACAGUUAUAUAUAUUAAUUAUUAAUUAUCAUGUAAGGAUCUGAAAACUUGAUAUUAUUUUGUACUUACUAAAAACUGAUGUUUUUACAAUCUCUGUUGGUUUUUCAGAGAACUAAAUAUCCUUUAUGACGUUAAGUAGUAAAUAUUCCAUUGGAAGUCGACUAUUUCUUUGACUGCAAUGGUCAUGGGAUGCUCAAACAAGUUGUAAUACAAUUUUUCUCGUGAUAAAACUUAAUUAUUGUCAUCGUGCAAUUUAUAAAAUUAAUUUGUUGCAUACGGAAUUAGAUAAUUUUUUAUGGUUAUACCAAAAAUCCCCCUAACGUAUUUUUAAACUAAAUACGUGCAUUAAGUGACCUUAGUGUAUUCUCAGAAAUUAUAAUACUGUUGGAUAAAGCAAAUUAAAAAAAUGUUCAUUGGUUACAUGAAUCUAACCUAAUUACAAGAGUUAAAUGAUUAAAUCUGCCAAUAACUUUUGUGUGAAGCGGCGAGCGGGUAAAAUCUCAAAUUUUUAUGGCUGCUGUUUAAUGGGGUUUUUCUUUACGCUCACCCCUCUUAAAGUCUGCUUAUUAAGACCAGCUCUGGGUGUUUCUUUUGUGUAUUCAAGUCGUUUUUACGAUGGCUUUUAAAAAUGUAUAUUAUACUGUGGUAUCCCAGAUUUAAUUUGAUUACUAGAAGGUAAAAACUUGCAGCUUGGAGAAGGGUAAUGAACCUCUGGGAUAUAUAUUAUAUCUAUUCAGUAUGAAAAAUAAAAAGUUACAAUAUAAUAAUUGUAUGUAUCCAAGCUGAGAAAUAAAUCUUCGUUGAAACUGCACGUCAUAGAAAUACCUUAAAUGCAAUUAAAUAUUGUAGUCAUUUAUUUAGAAAUUGUUACACUGGUAUAAUAUUCCUAAGAAGACUUGACAUAACGAAUCAUUUUAAAGAUUGUACUUAAUGACGAUUUGAGAUAGGUAUAGCGUUACAGUAUUUCCAGUUUGGUAUAAUUAAAAUAAUUUGUUCUAAUUGCUGCCGUCCUUACGUUACCUCAUCGUAUUGAGAUUUAUCUUGUGGUAGAUUGACGAUAAAGUAGUGUUAUAAAUAUUUUUAAGAUAUGAUAGUCUGCUGAAGUUGUUAUUAACUAUAUAUAACUAUCGUGGUUUUUAAUUAUUUUAUUCAUUGAGAAAUAAAGUAAAUGUGUUAUAUGGUUUUUUUAUUAUUAUAUCGUUAUACAUUUUGCGCUCUAAAGUAACUGUUAAUUGCGAAUAAAAACCCUUCACUGUCAUCGGUGAUGAACAGCAGUAGUCAGUGGCGUGUUGUUAUUUUUCACACAUUUGCAUAUUCACAUAGCAUGAAAUGCGUUCUACACGCCGCGUACAAUACAGUGUAAUAUUUUAAUUCCGCUGUCAUGUCUAAACGUACUACUCGUCAUAGUCACAGCGUGCCAGCGAGUAGGACAAAUUAAGUAAUUAUUAAUAAUAUAAAACGUAAUGCGUAUUUUUUUCGGACGGCCAAUUGUUUUCACUUCGGAAUUUCGGGGUCUAAAUCCAAACUACUGUACAAACCGAGUGGCGAGUGCGUACUAUACACUGUAUAUUUUAUACACUCUUAACGUACUAGACGUAAGCCUAGACGAGCGUUAGGUUUUCUUUUACCAUACCAUACGACAGUAUUUUAUAUUGUACGGUAUAUUAUUACUAUUUUUACUAUUAUCAUCAUCAUUAUUAUAUAAUAUACAUAGAAGACUUCCGGACUUCUGUCGGACGUGCGUAUAAUAUUGUGUAGUUUCGCGAAAAUGGUGGGAAUUUUCUUGCCCGAUCGCCUGACGACUGCGACGAGAAUCCGUAUGGCCGGUUGCGAUUGGACGUUGGCCCGGCCGAGGCGGUGUGCGCAUGCGCCGCCGCACUCGUCGCGGGCGAUGUGCGGGGCACGCUUCUUCCCACCUAGCGCGAACGUUGUUGCCGCCGCCUGCCGCCUAUAUGCCUGACGACGACGCGCGCGCGGCAAAACGCACACGCGGCCGCCGCCGCCUUCAUCCGCGCUCACGCACACGCAUCAGUGUUUGUGCGACUGUCUUUAUGGGCGGACUCCGUCGUUGACCGUGUUCGAACCGUAUUCGUCGUCCCGAUAUUCAUCCUCGCGGUUGUCGUGUUUUUGAAGAUUAUAGGUAUCUUAUGAUAUUUGUAAAAACAUUUUUUCUCUUUCGUAAAAAAAAUUUGUGACGUUUGUGGGUGAUAUCACAUAUUGUAAUAUAAAUAGGUACUAACUUUAAACAUACGCUCGUUAUAUCACCAUGGUCGAAAUCCGGCGGUGCGUUUAGCGGCGCUUGACUAACUGUCGACCGCCGAGACUCCAACGCCGUCGACGUCAUGGUGGUACUGGAAAACCCGAUGCCAGAUCCUCUGGCCACUGGCGUCGGUCUGGUGCAAGAUGCUGCGGCAACCACCCCGUUAACCGUGGACACGACCGGAGCCGUGGCGCCGCAACACCACCAGUCGUCCGUCGGUGGUUGCCUGUCUGCCACGUAUCCGAUACCUACGACCGCGGCGGCCGUGGCCGGCCAAAGGCACCAUUUGAAAAUGGUGCCUAAACGGUUCAUCAACAUGCACCAAUGGUUCAACCCGAUCGGUGUCAAGCAGAUCAAAGAGGCCAUGGUGAGUGAUGUUCUUUAUAUAAAUCAAAGUUUACAAAGUACUGUUGUUGUAAGUAAUUUUUAAAUUUAUCAUAAAAAACCGAAGGAAUACCUUAAAGAA